Molecule: messenger RNA, 2838 nt
Organism: Yarrowia lipolytica CLIB122
Lineage: Eukaryota; Fungi; Ascomycota; Dipodascomycetes; Dipodascales
Biological process (GO): regulation of DNA-templated transcription
Cellular component (GO): RSF complex
Source: RefSeq, a predicted model, not a curated record
AUGUCCUCUGGAAUCCUUCCGGCUUACUCAGCUCUCCUUUGUUCAAACUCUAUCGUGCAGCAAUAUUCCGCGCUACUCGUAGUUGGAUUUUAUCAACAUCACGACUCGAUCAGCAUCAGAAUGAGCCGUCGAAAAUCCGCCAAAGCCGAGUCGCCCGCUUUAACCGAGACAGCCCUCAGGGGUCCGCUGAGUCAGCCAAACAACCAGGCGUUUCUCGCGCAAUUACGUAAUAUGCCCGAGUUUGCGCAGUCGUUCCAGAUGGUGCAUCUGUUCAAACGAGCGCUGCAGGUGGCCGAGCCGGUGGAGAUUGAGGUGCUAGAGGAGGAGCUGAUCACGUGCGACUUUGGACGAUUGACGCGCCAGAUCACGUGGGCUCUCAUCAGAGCCCACAUGAGAAUCAAGAAGAAACAGGUAGAUGAUGUGGAGCUGUGGAACAUGGCAAAACGGGUGUGGGAGGGACAUAGAGAGGAGUGGGAGGAGGAACAGGAACGACUUAGAGAUGCCAGCAUCGAUGCGUUCGGUGGUGAGCAAACUGAAUCUUCAGAACCCGCAAAAACCCACACAACCGAUUCGGUCAACGGAAAGGAUGAUUCAGCAGAUCACGAGACGUCACGCGACUUGUCACAUGAUCUGAAGCGCUCGCCGUCGCCUAUUCCGUCUCCUCCAGCGAAACGAACUCGAUCUACACGUUCCCGUGCCAAGGCCGAGGCAGAAGCAGCCCAGGAGGAGCAGGAGAAAAAGACAGCAGCAGCGCCGGCGGGCGGCACCAAGUCACGUGAUAAGUCACGUGUGAAGAAGAAGGAGGAGCCGCCGCAGACGCCCGAGGUGGACGAGGAGGCCGAGCUCGCGGCAGCGGCGGCGUUCUCGCGUGACUUGGAUCAGCGGAAUCAUCUGAGAAAGCUGAUCAUUCCCGAUCUGGAUUUCAACCCCUUUGCAGACUCGCCCACGUUGGUCUCGUCGUUUAGCCGAUUUACCGCGUUCCAAUUGGUCAAAAUCUGGUACCAGCUGAUUCAGUGGAUUUUCGACCAUGAAGACAAGUCACGUGAGCUGGUGGAAACGACUCUUCGGCUCACCGACUACAAGCCAGAAGAGUUGCGAUCGGAGCCGCUGGGAAACGACUCUGGAAACCACGUUUUCUACCUGUUUGGAGACUCGCGUUUGUACAAGCGAGAAGAACGAACCAAUUCGAGCGGAUUUGACGUGCUGGACCUGGAUCUGGACACGUGGUCGUGUGUGUGCGCCACGUGGGAAGACUGGGAAGUGUUCAUGGCAGGGCUCGAAUCACGUGACCAGGAGCUGAAGCAGCAGGUGGGCAAGCACAAGGGCAAGAGCAAGAAGAAGGCGGCAAUCGCUGAUGUGGAGUCGUUGAAAUACGACUCGGAACUGUAUGGGUUCUUCUCACGUGACGUGAUGCCGGUUGUGUCUGAGGUUUUUGUGGAGAAGGCGCGUUCAUCUGCGUCACGUGACAAGGAACGGCUUUUGGAGGCGGCCAUGGCUACGCGUAAGACGUCUUCUCGAAUCCAGGCUCUUCAGGCCAAGAAAGAGGAGCAGGACAAACUCGAGCGCAAGGAGGCAGAGUCACGUGCUGCCCAGAAGAUGGAGCGCAAGCGACUUGAGCGAAUUGAGCUGCAGCGCAAGCAGAUGGAGGAGAGGCAACUGGCUCGAGAGAGGCGGUUUGAAAGGAGGAAUGGGAACCGCGAUUUGAAGAGCGAAGAGUCUGCUGGUGCCGAGUCGCCAGCUGCCGAGUCACGUGACAGGAGACGUCAGCCUCCGCGGCGGGCUGCUGCUGUUGCAGCUGUCACGUGGACGUUUGAUUGUGUCUGCGGAAUUCACGGCGAGAACUACGAGGAUGAUAAAGCCAUGAUUGAGUGCGAAACGUGCAAGACGUGGAUGCACAUUGAGUGUUUGCGGGACCGGCGAAAUGUGGACACGGAGUCGUUUGAAUGCGAUGUUUGUGGGUCUCGUGAGGAACGGGAGGCCCGGGCCCGUGAGAAGGCUCGGGUGGAGGAGGAGAAGGCGGAAAAGAAAAGGCGGGCCGAGGAGGAGAGGGCCAAGGCCGAGGAGGAAAAGGCGAGACUUAAGAAGGAGAAGAAUGCUGCCCGGUGGCAGGAGCGCAAGAAGCGGAUGAAGGAGAAGAAGGAGCAGGAGGCUCGUGAAAGGGAGAGUGAGAGGGAAGGUGAGAAGGCACGUGAGGAGAAACCAGAGGAGAAACCAGCCGAAUCACGUGUAGAAAAGAAUGAUUCUGGUGGCUCAUCUUUUCAGGCCCAUGUUUCACCUCAAUCUGCUCCAAUUCCUCAGCAAUUUGGGUCUCCUCAAGGACACCUUCAACCUCAUUCUCAACCGUUUUCUCAUCAGGGACAAGAAUUCCAGUCACAUGCUCCUCAAUAUGGCCAUCAACAGCCCCCGUUUGGUCAACAACAGUUCCAAGCACAGCCACCAUUCGGUCAACACUUUACCGGAUCAUCUCCAAUGGGCCAACUUACACAUGGCCAUCCUCAACUUGGCCAAGGACAGUUUCAACUGAGUCCAAGUCACGUGAACCAGUCUGUUAACCAUGCAAGUGGUAAUGCGAGUGGUCUGAAUCAUGUGACUAGUCCGAGUCAUGUGACCCAUUCCCCAGUUAUUCAAAAUCCUUUGUCUCAAGUGGCCCAUCAUCCCGCUCAUGUGACUGAUCCUGCUGUGACUUCUCUUCCUCCAGUGACAAAUGCAAACCAAACAAACACCUCUCCUUCAGUGACCAACCCAAUGGCUUCUCCUGCUGUGGCAUCUCCUGCUGUGGCAUCUCCAACGACGGAGAACGGGAACGGUCACGUGACGAGCGGCGUGAACGGUGUAUAG